AGCUGUCCAACUUAUACACACCAGACCUAUAGCACAGAAGGCACAGUCCAUUCCACAGUUGUUGAACUGAUUACUGACAUUUUGUGGAAGUUGUAGAAAUUGUGAAGUUUUUUACAUGUGAGACACUCAACCAUGGAUAAAACCUACGGGAAACCAGAUGAGCUGCUGAAAGGACAGGACCAGUUUCAGAUGCUUCCGCCCGGCCUCAGGCACAACAAUGAUUUGUAUUUACCGGAAGAAGACAACAGCCUAUAUUUUACCUAUUCUGGAGCUACAAACGUCCUGGAGGUGAAAGAUCUUACUUACCAGGUUAAUUUAGAUGCCCAGAUCCCAUGGUACGAGAAGUUGGCCGAAUUUAAAAUGCCCUGGGAAUGGAAUAAAGACGGCAAAAUCUCAGCUAUGAAAAAUAUAAAUGUGAAAGUGACCAGCGGGCAGAUGUUGGCUGUAAUAGGAAACACAGGGUGCGGGAAGACAUCUUUGCUUGACAUCAUUACAUGUAAGGACGAAGGAGGAAAGAUCAAAUCUGGGCAGAUCCUAAUUAAUGGAAAGGUCAGCACAAAACAUAGAGUAAAGAAGUGUGUGGCACAUGUGUGUCAGGAUGAUCAACUUCUACCUCACCUAACUGUGCGAGAAACUUUGACCUUCAUUGCCAAACUUCGCCUUCCAAAGUCAUAUUCAGAAGAGCAAAGACGAAGAAGGGUAGAAGAUGUCAUAGCAGAAUUAAGGCUUCGGCAGUGUGCAAACACCAAAGUGGGGAACACAUACACUAGGGGAGUUUCUGGGGGGGAACGUAGAAGAGUGAGCAUUGGCGUACAGCUUCUUUGGAACCCAGGUAUACUUAUACUUGAUGAGCCAACAUCUGGACUGGACAGCUUCACAGCACACAACCUUGUGAUAACCCUGUCCAGGCUGGCCAGAGGAAAUCGACUGGUUCUGCUGUCAAUUCACCAGCCCCGUUCUGACAUAUUCCAGCUCUUUGAUUUAGUCCUCCUUCUGUCAUCUGGGGCCACAAUCUAUUCGGGGACAGCCAAAGACAUGGUGGAAUAUUUCUCCUCUAUUGGGUACCCAUGCCCCAGAUACAGCAACCCUGCAGACUUUUAUGUUGAUCUGACCAGCAUUGAUCAGAGGAACAAAGAGCGGGAAGCUGAAUCUUUGGAAAGAACAAGUUCACUGGCUGAAAUAUUCUGGGAAAAAGUCAAGAACUCUGAUGACUUCCUCUGGAAACCUCUUGAGGAAUCAAAUAAAAAUAACACACCUUCCAGUAUCAACCUACCUGUCUCUGUGCAUGAAAAAGCAAUUAACAUAGACACCCGUGAUAUGAAUCAACUGCCUCGAGGACUGCACCAAUUUUCUGUUUUAAUCAGGCGGCAUGUAUCCAAUGAUUUGCGGGACCUUAGCACAUUACUGAUCCAUGGGUUUGAGGCGCUAGUAAUGGCAUUGCUGAUUGGGUUUCUAUAUUACGGACAAGGAAAGAACCAACUUUCCAUACAGGACUCAAUCGCGCUCCUGUUUAUGAAAGGCUCACUGACCCCCUUUGCUGUGGUUUUAGAUGUUGUUGCCAAAUGCCAUUCCGAACGAGCCAUGCUUUACCAUGACCUGGAAGAUGGGCUUUAUUCCGUCACGCCAUAUUUUUUUGCUAAGGUGAUUGGGGAACUUCCAGAACACUUUGCUUUUGUGAUUUUCUAUGGCGUUCCUAUCUACUGGCUGGCCAACCUCAACCCCCAACCAGAAUGUUUCCUGUUGAAUUUUGCGCUGUUGUUUCUUAUUGUAUACUGUAGCCGGGCCAUGGCCCUGUGGAUGUCUGCUUUACUCCCAACACUCCAGAUGUCUUCCUUUCUCAGCAAUGCUAUAUUUACCUCAUCCUACUUGACUGGUGGAUUUAUUAUCAGAUUGGAAAACCUUUGGACAGUCCCCUAUUGGAUCUCUUAUGUCUCUUUCCUCCGUUGGGGCUUUGAAGGACUAAUGCAGGUUCAGUUUACCGAUCUCAGUUAUAAAGUGCCAGUUGGAAACAUUACCAUCACAAUUCCAGGACAGGUGAUUAUCUCUAAUAUGGAAAUGGACAGCCAUCCGCUAUAUGCAUGUUACCUGGUUCUUAUUGGGAUCAUCGCUGGUUUUCUAGUCUUAUACUACCUCUCACUGAAGUUCAUCAAACAAAAAUCCCAUCAAGAAUGGUAACAUCCAACUCGAGAUAAGAUUGUGCCAUUAGAUCAUGUACAGCGCCUGGGUGUUCGGCCCAAUGAAAUGGUUAAUGAAUGGAUGUUUGCUAACGUGAAGUGGAAAAGUAAAUAUUCUAUAGAUGGCCAUUAUAUUCUGAAAGACUUCUCUUUGGGCAACUUUAGUCUCGGCUUUAGGUUUCUAAUGAUCAAACUGUAGAGAUGGAGGUAGAUGAUAAGGAUACCGGCCACCAUUAAAUUCCUCUCCUGUGGUAUCCGAAAAUUUGCUAGACAUACCUGAACUUGGUGAUGUUUCACUAGUCCAAGCUUCCAUAGACCAUGAUCUUAUUUUGUAGGCUAUCCAUGAAUAGCACAAGAACGUUGAUGAUAUACUGGUCUGAUGAUGGAAAUAUAAUACUGCUCAAUGUUUAUGCACAACU
Xenopus laevis (African clawed frog) is the source of this 2593-nucleotide messenger RNA. RefSeq names its product ATP binding cassette subfamily G member 8 S homeolog (gene abcg8.S). The coding region runs from base 133 to 2175 and encodes 680 amino acids. NCBI's taxonomy places the organism in Eukaryota, Metazoa, Chordata, Amphibia, Anura, Pipidae. The transcript has 13 exons. The record is from RefSeq and is a predicted model, not a curated record.